CUGCCUUUCUCUUCUCUCUCCUUUGCUCAGAACGAAGUGAUCACCAUGUCCGACUACCUUGAUGAUCUCUUAGACGACUAUGGUAUCGAUAGUUCGGAUCUCAGCGACUAUGGCCUAGAUAGCUCUGAUCUCGACUAUCUCGACGACUAUGUUGAUGACUACUACCCUACUGGUACUGACACAAGCUCAAGCCUGCCUACCUCGGGUAGCUCCAGCGAUGACUAUUACGGCUAUGACGAUAGUGAUUUUGAUUACGACGACUUGCUCAAUGGUUCCGACUCGAACGAUGACUCCUCCUCUGGGUCUUAUGACUUUGGAGGCUCCUCCGGCUUUGGGGACUCGGACACCCCUAUCUCGGGAGACCUUCCACCUGGCUAUGGGUCUCUUGGUAGCGAUUACUCGUUUUCGUCAACCAGCGACUCGUGUGUCACCGAUGCUGCAUUCCAGACGACCGGCCCUCGUGUCGACCUCGCCUUUGACGUGAUCUUCCUCGUUCUAUUCCUCCUCAUCGGCGGCCUUGCUGUCUUCAGGCUUCUCAGGAGCAAGAGCAAGGGCGCGGCCCUUGGGAGAUGGUUCCUGUUCCCUGUGUCGCUUUUCUUCGCUAUCCUAUACCUUCUCAUCGACUUCAUCACCCUGAUCCUCAACCAAUGCAUCAUGAUGCGAAGCGACAAGUACCAACUCGCCCAAAUCGCCGUCACCUGGUUCGACAACCUAUCCGUCUUCCUGCUGAUCGUCCUCAUCCUCCUCCCGAUCUGCCUGAAGCUGCAACAGGGCGGCGGAAAGAUCGCAUCCCUAACCCUCAUCGUCCACUCUGUCUGGCUGGGCCUAACAGGCAUCUUCCUCAUCGUCAGCCUCGCCACCUUCACCCGCAUCCAGGAUGCCAUCUAUCGCAGCGGAGAUAGCAUCGAUAGUGAUCUUCCAGAGGCCUCAAGGGAUGUGACGAUGACAUACUACGUCUUCCUCUUCCUCGCUGCCCUUCUCGGGGGCGCAAACCUCUUCUUCGCGCUUUUCCGUAGGGCGAAUAUUCGCAAGGGCUCCCUCCUCCUCGCAAUCCCAACCCUAAUAAUCUCAACCCUCGGCCUAACCCUCGUGCUCAUGGGUGGUUACGCCGACCUAAGCUACGGCAACCGAACCCGGUCCGCAAGCUCCUACGAAAAAUCCCAAGAUGCCCAGGUCUUCCUCGAACGGUUCUUCUACGUGCUCGCGUUCAUCAGUGCGCUUAUGAUUGCGGGCUCGCAUCAGGCGGGUGAUGAUUCUGCGACGACCGCUCAGCAGCCGGUUGGUGCGCCGCCCCUGCAGCCCCAGAUGGCUCAGAACCAGGGUCUGCCUCAGCAACCCCAGCAACAGCAGUACUACUCGGCUUCGCCGGUGGAGGGGACGGUCCAUGCGCCUGUGCCUGUUCCUGCGGCGUACGGGCAUGCAUAGAGUGCUUUCUGGUAGCUGAACUGAGCUGUUCCUCAGUCCAUACAUUUCUUGUAUGGGGGCUCGAAAUCCAAGUCGAAGUUGAAGUUGAAGACUUGACUUUCUCUCUCUUAUCCUUCUGCUUUCUUUCUACCUGCGUGACUCACUGCUGAGUUUAAUUCCCCGCGGCUCUCGCCAUGCUUUCUAUAAAUAUACCCAGUUUUGAUCUGGCUCUACAAGCCUCGAUUAAUGUUCCUACAACUAUGAAAUAUAUAAUCGAAAAAAUAAAUGAAUAUCUGCAAU
This is a messenger RNA of Aspergillus calidoustus, 1704 nucleotides long. The record is from the annotation of a GenBank genome assembly. Lineage: Eukaryota; Fungi; Ascomycota; Eurotiomycetes; Eurotiales; Aspergillaceae.